AUGGCAGAAGACGCCGCAGCUGCCGGCUUCGCCUGCGAUACUUCAGCGUUGCCCGAGCAGUACCUAGACGCACAGUCGAGUCAGUUCAACCACGCCCUGGACGUCUUGAUAAUCUGCAACCUCAUCUUCAACGACGACCGCGUCCUCCUCUAUCGGACCGCCGACGAGCCCAAAUCCUGGAAAGACAAAGUCGGCGUCCCCAUGUUCAGACUCCGGCGCUCCGACGACCAAAGCGGCCUAGAAGGCGUCCUCAAAUCCAAAGUCGACCAAGUCAUGUCCGAGGACGUAUCAGUAGAAGAAUACGCCCGUGUCGCCUGUCGUGUCCAAGUCGGUCUGGAUCCAGCUCGGUUGCAGCAGAGUACGUCGGCCAUGGCGCUGCAUACUGCGGUCAGCUCGCCGUUGAUUGAGGAUAGUGUGUGGUUGAGGGCGAGUUUGUUGUGGAAGAUUGAGGAUGGGGUGGAGUUGAAGCCGGAUGGCCAUGUUUGUAGGGAGACGUUUUGGGCGAGCGCGGAGGCUGUGGAGAAGUUGCCGGAGGAGAGUUUUUUGAUGGGGGUUAAGCCGGAUAUACAGGCUGCGCUGGAGUUGAGGAAGAGGAGGGUUUCGUUGGCUUGA
This is a messenger RNA of Fulvia fulva, 612 nucleotides long. RefSeq lists its product as uncharacterized. The transcript has a single exon. The record is from RefSeq and is a predicted model, not a curated record. The coding region runs from base 1 to 612 and encodes 203 amino acids. NCBI's taxonomy places the organism in Eukaryota, Fungi, Ascomycota, Dothideomycetes, Mycosphaerellales, Mycosphaerellaceae.